Messenger RNA from Fusarium sp. VM40, 1284 nucleotides. NCBI's taxonomy places the organism in Eukaryota, Fungi, Ascomycota, Sordariomycetes, Hypocreales, Nectriaceae. The record is from the annotation of a GenBank genome assembly.
AUGAUCACAUGCCAUCCCUGUCAGUCCAACCCUUCACUAACAACAGUUAUCCGCAAAGUCAUAAUACACCCUAUCCUCUCCUCAUUCAUGGUCUUCUUCCAGAAGUUCAAGUCGAUCGAGACGCUGAUGCCAAGCAUGGUGUCGGCAUUUUUGGUGAAAGAUCUCGAUUUUCGCGGCGAGUUAUUGUACUGGGAGCUUUUUGAACCUGGUUUCGGUAUAGGCCUUCCUGGCUGGUGCUUUGGGCGUUUCAUCCGUGGCACUCAAGAGGUUGAUGCGAGCGUGGUCAUACUUUGGCUGGAUCUUGUUAUGCUCAGCCACAGCGGUAGUAAUCUGGAUUCUGGCCUCUUCGAUAAUCUCUUUGAUGAUCACAGGGGCAAUCAUGCCGCUCGAAGGGUCGGUGUCCCGAGAAUCGAGGACAGCAGCUCGCGCGUUAGCACUCCUGGUAACGAUUCGGUUGGAUCCUUAACGCGGCAUUGUGACGGACGGUCUGAAAGAUAUUGGAAUACUAUGGAGGGUGCAGUCAGAAGGGGACCUCAACUAGAAGCAUACUAUCUGAGGGCCGAAAACGGUAGACUCGAGGUCCGCGUCCUCAUCAACGGCAAGCCUGCCGAGGAGUUCCCACCACCCGUCGAAUCGUGCCUCAACAGCGACAUCGGUACUGAUGAAGUGCCCAUCGUUCACCGUUUCAUCGAGAGUCAAAGCGGACAACGAUAUUCUAUCGAGGUCACAGUUCACCCAAACUUCGUCUUCACUAAUGGCCACAACCCAGUCAAGUUCUUAGCUGAUAUCGAUGGGACCAUCACCCUCAGUUGCCAUAUCAAUGACUUUGAAGUACAAGAGUCUGGUGGCCGCACCACUACGCUUACACAUAAGCUCAAUGGGAAGCGGAGUGGUAUGAAUUUGGUCUUUCAAGAUCUCCAGACCACCAGUCAUGAGACCAACGAGGCCAAUCUUGACCGACUCGGAUCACUGGGAACAAUCUUUGUGGGGGUAUACCAAGCCAUAUCAUAUCAGAAGUCAUGUACGGCCUCUACCAGCUCCACGACUACCAUUUCUGCUGCUGCAGGUCGAGAUGACUCGCCCGAGAUUGCAUACAAAGCCCUGACUUUCGACGACCAAGAUCAGACCCAUGGAACGAGCCUCGUACCACCCGAGCCGGCUAUGAAGGCCACAAUCGUUGAGCAUGCCAUGAAGUCAACAACUACCCAUACCAAGAUGAUGGCAUGUAUUGGAGAGGAGUUCUCGAGACCAGAAACAUCAUCGGUGGCGCUCAACAGCCAAUAG